GAGGCGCGGGGAUUGAGCCCGCUAACGCGACAGGGUCAGAGGCCUGCGGGGAGGCACGGCCGACUUGCUUGAUCGUGUGAAAGGAUCGAGUUGGCCUUUGGGAAGGCUCGAGAAAGUAGUGGGCUGGCACCAGGCUUCGAUCCAGGCUCUUGGACACAGGCAUAACAAGGCUUCAGAAGGCUGGAGGGAUUGUGGGCUGCCAAGGGCGAAAACUAAGCUGUUUGUAAUCCGAGGUGUGGGCGGAACCUAGUAUUUAACCCCAUCAGUCAGUGUCGGGUUUGCAAAUCAACUUUGUAACAUUCUUCCCGGCUUGUACCCAGUUGCUAAGGGCGGAGAAGUGGAGUAAAUAGAGCACAGAUGGUCAAGCGGAAACCCUCUGCAGACUCAGCAUUUAGAAUUGUCUAACGUUCAGAAACAAUGCUGGUUUCCUCGCCUUUGUCAUUCAUUACUCAUUUAGUCUGUUGCACCUGGUAGUCCUACAGCGAGUGUUUAUGGGUCACCCGCGCUUACAAAAGAGACUGGAAUACUGGCACAGAGAGAUCCAUGAGUACACAUUGACUCAGCAAAUGCCAAGGAUAAACGACCAGUUGGGGAUGGGGACCGCAGAGCUUGUAUUCAGAGAAAGCCUCACACAUAAAGGCAAAAUGUGAGAUUCUCCAGACUGUGUCGUUGACAGUAGCUGCGCUCACAAGGCAGAGGAUCAUGAUGUACGUAUACGUACUACAGAGGUACCCGUGAGAUAAUGAACUUCAGGAAUUCCUUCUGGCCUUAAGUGCUGAUAGCACCCCUGCUAUCAUGGCUAGCACCCCUGCUAUCGUGGCAAACCUCUCUAAAAUGUACUGAACUUUCUGAAAGAAAUGUGGCAACACCAACCCCACAGAGUGACACAAUCCAAGGAUUCUCCAUAUGCCCAAGGGAAGCAGAGUCAUGACAGCAGGCAGGAGGGUGGUAGGCAGGCUAUGUCUAUUUUCCAGAAAAGGGCUAGACUUACAAAGAAGCCUGUGCUCCUGCUUGAGCAUGGUCUUGUUAACCCUGCUGCAGAUCUAAGUGAAGGUUGGCUUUUAAGAGAGGCAAACCUUUUGAGCUGGGAGGAGAAAUGAUAACAGCUCUAAGCCAGUUUUGUUAUGAAGACAAAAAAAAAACCCAUGAAGUCAUAAGCAGAAGGGAAUUAGGUCUGGUGCAAUGUUCCUGUUGAAGUACCGUGGUGUAGGAGGAUGAUAGAAGGAAUCAGUUGGUAGGAGGACUUUAGGCCAGGUGAACAGGUUGAAAGGUCUAAGGGUUGAUGCUGUCUGUAACCCAAAUACCAAGACAGAAAACAAUUGAGCUUUUCCGUAUGUGUCACACUCACUUGUAUCUGAGUAACCAAACAUCCUACUGAUGCAGAGGGAGGAGAAGCAGCUUGAGGCAUCAUUAGAUGCCCUGCUGAAUCAAGUGGCUGAUCUGAAGAAUUCGCUGGGGAGUUUCAUUUACAAGUUGGAAAACGAGUAUGACCGGCUGACCUGGCCUUCUGUCCUGGACAGCUUUGCACUGCUGUCUGGACAGUUGAACACUCUGAACAAGGUCUUAAAGCAUGAGAAGACACCACUGUUCCGUAACCAGGUCAUCAUCCCCCUGGUGCUGUCCCCAGAUCGAGAUGAAGACCUCAUGCGUCAGACUGAAGGACGAGUGCCUGUUUUCAGCCAUGAGGUUGUCCCUGACCAUUUGAGAACCAAGCCUGACCCUGAAGUUGAAGAGCAAGAGAAGCAGCUGACAACAGAUGCUGCCAGAAUUGGUGCUGAUGCAGCUCAGAAGCAGAUCCAGAGCUUGAAUAAAAUGUGCUCAAACCUUUUGGAGAAAAUCAGCAAAGAGGAACGCGAGUCAGAGAGUGGAGGUCUCCGGUCAAACAAGCAGACUUGCAACCCUGCAGACACUAAUGCUUUAGUGGCAGCCGUUGCCUUUGGGAAGGGGCUGUCUAAUUGGAGACCUUCAGGUAGCAGUGGUCCUGGCCAACCUGGCCAGCCAGGAGCUGGUACAAUCCUUGCAGGAACCUCAGGAUUGCAGCAAGUUCAGAUGGCAGGUGCUCCAAACCAGCCGCAGACAAUGCUCAGUGGAGUCCAGAUGGCUCAAGCAGGGAAAAUGCCAAGUGGAAUAAAAACCAACAUCAAGUCAGCUUCAAUGCAUCCCUACCAGCGAAUAAAAGUCAGCCUCAUUUCGCCUCGGAGAUCUACUACAUUGAACCACAGCCAAUUUCCCUUGCCUUCCCCCCCACCUCCACCCCCAUCCACUACCUUGAAGGCUAGUUUAGACAGUGAUUCACAGUUUUUGCCUGGGGCCACUUGUAUUCUCCCAUCUCCAUUCCAGGAAAUCCUUUCCGUGGCUCCUUAAGCUAGGACUCAUCUAAGUUUAUAGGCUCUGAGAGGCAUGGUGGUGGCAAGCUGCUGCUUUCCGCUAAGGCCUCCCGCCACCCCAAUCAGCCCUUAGCAGGCACAGCUGGCCCUCCUCUGCCCCUGCUGGAUAAGUCUUGAGGGAAUGGUUGAACCCUAGAAUUUCCCCGAAGUCUUAAGCCGCGCCUGUGGCAGACAGCCGAUGAGUGGGUCCUCGUGCUGGACUGGACAGAGGACCGCGAAUGAGACCAUGCAGGCUGGACGUCAAGAAGGAGCUGGGUGCAAGCCAAGCCACAGUCAUCAGCGGGGCAGGCUGAG
Molecule: messenger RNA, 2681 nt
Organism: Peromyscus maniculatus bairdii (prairie deer mouse)
Lineage: Eukaryota; Metazoa; Chordata; Mammalia; Rodentia; Cricetidae
Source: RefSeq, a predicted model, not a curated record